CCUUCUAUCUAUGUUAUUUGAGCCGUGUGAAUUAUUUUCUGAAAUCAUGCAAGCCUAACGCAGUUACAGUUCAUAAUGCAACCGAGUUAUUUACUCCUGAUUAGGUGACUUACAUUGGAUUUUAUCCAAGACAGAGACAUUAUAUAGACUCUUUCUAAAACUAGAUCUCGUUUUAAAAUCUACUUAAAUAUAAAGAUAGUUGUCUGAACAGGGAACAGCAGAUGUUUCAACAAAAUAUGUCCUCCACGUUUCAAUGUGUAAGUUUAUUACCUCCUUGAAGUGAGUCGUCCUCUCUUCCUUGAGCAUUUCUAGAUCAUGUACAAGAAGAAACUUGUGAAGAUGAUAACAAGACAUACAUUGUGACUGCAAGCAUGGAAGCCAUAAAACCGUUAGAGAGAUUGAGAAUCCAAGGUAACCCAGCUUCAAAGUCUGACAGUUCUAUGAACAAAACAGAAGACGCUAGCUCGUCAGAGCUAAAUAAAUUACCUGAUAUAAUGACCAGCAAGAACUCGCUAUUUAACAAACUGGGCCAUCUGAGACGAUAUGUGUUUCCGGACAGAGCUGCAUUGAGCGAGCUGAAUGGUCGCGCUAAAGAGGAUCACCAAGUUCGCCUGAACGUUCGUGGCAAGACAAUUUACUGGGACACAGAAUUCAAUGUCUCUUCCCCCAACUUCUGUUCGGUGCAGGACUUGAACUCAAAGAAACACACAAGCUGUAAAAGUGAUGAAAUGAAUGAGGCGACCUUGACGGAGUUGCCGUCUGAAAUGAGCAUUGAAAACUCUACAGAAAUUUCGUCUAAAGCAUUAAACAACACUCUGCUUCAGAUAAAUCAUGCUACGGCGCCUGUGGUGUAUGUCAUGAACAGAAACAAUAAGUUGCGACACUCCUAUCACGGGGUUGGCAGCUUGUCACUAACUGGUCAGAAACUCACAACUCCUCGAGACUUUAACGAGCAGCCAAGGGCAGCCUCACAGACACUUUUUAUUUCGUCAGAGCGCGAAGAGCCUCUUCUUGAACCCAUGCCGAACAUUUCCGGGUCGUCUCCGGUACACAAACGCUGCGAUCGGCCAGAAGCGAAAACUCGAGUUGCCCUUCAGAGAGUUGUACACUCGGCGGUAUUGAAACAAUGUCUACAAAUACAGAAGCCUCAGAAGCACGAGAACAAUACUAGCCUCCUGACAUCUGUGGACAAUUUAAAAGGCAGUUUUAUUUCUCCGCUUACCAAUGGAGAAACUAAAACAGACACUGAAGUCACAGAGCUGAAGCGAUAUCAGUUUAAUUCCUUAGACAGCUAUAUACUUUUCAACGCUAAGAACCAUCAACAGGAUUAUCCAAAUCAUAAUGGAAUCUCUGCAAGAGCUCCAUUGACUAGCCAGAUGUCCAGUUCUAGCUCAGCAAGAAGUUUUCGCGGAAACGGCAUAACUUAUCCCUCAGUAAAGAAAUAUCCCAACAUGAAUGGGCAAACGAGUGUAGCCCAAUUAUCUGUAGUUGGCUUUUCACCAAUCAUCAAAUCUCAAACGGAUAAGGAUGUCACUGUGAAUGAAGAUAUCAAAACUGCCACCAAUGUAGCAAAGUUCUCAAUCAAUGGUGCUGACAUAUCUCAAACUAAAGAUAGCACAAAGGAUAAAAGGACUAUGCUGUCCAAUGAUUCGCAGUUAAUGAAAGUUAGUCAGUAUGAAUCUAGCGAAGAUUUCUUGGACGCUUUGAACCAUGAGUUCAGCCUAACUUGUAUUCCACUAAAUAAUGCCGGUACUAGAAAAAAAGAUCUAUUUAGCUGAGGAAUUCCAUUUUAAGAACAUUAACAGUAAUAACGUACCGAGCGGUAAUAGCAUACCGUAUGAUAAUAAAGCCAUCCUGAAUUCUAUCGAAGUAAUAUCAUUUGUGCCACCAUGACAGAAAUGUCUGUCCACAUCCUAUAUUAAAGAAUAAAGAUUGUAAAAUGUAAUAUUUGAAUAUAAAAAAAAAUACUCAUGUCAGUCAAUACUGAUCCAUUCUUUUGGAGACUUAAAGACAUGUCGAUAUUAAUAUAUUAUUUUAAAAAGGUUUUUCUCAUAUAUGCUAAAAUAAUACAUAAAAGAGGUGCAUAAAUUAAUUCUGCAGUGCUCUCCCCUGGGAUUUACAGGGAGACAAGUCUCUCAUACACAUCAUCCUAAUUGGUUUCAGAUCAUACGACAAAGAGAUUAUUGCCCAAAUACGGAAAGCUAUACAACAAUUAAUUCAACGAACAUAAGCAGAAAAAGUAGAGUAUUAAUAUUAAUUCAACUGCACUGUAGAUAUCUCACUCUAAAUGUUAGUUUGCAAUUUAAUGAUGGAGAAAAAAAAAGAAGGAAAAGCAAUACGAAGAAAUGUAUUGGCGAUAAAAUGGACAUUUAAUUAAAAAAAUUGGAACCAGAAAAAAAGACGAUUGGGAGACAUUUUGAAAUAGACAAAAUAAACAAAGUCAAGGACGCCUUAUUUAAAGAUGCCUGUUGCCAAGGCAAUAAAACAAGUGUCUUGUGCUACGAAAUGGGAUUUGUACAGAGAUGACAUGUGGACAAGAAUUAGUAAAUGGUCAAUUGAAAUACUUCGCUCAUCAAUACUUUCUUAUACUUCACACGGGAUACACACGGGAUUCACCAAACAACUGUAAUUUUAUGGACUGACAAUCUGUAAUACAGGCCAAACAGUAUUAAUAACAUUUUAAAUCUAAUCGCGUUUGCUUAUUUCAUAUAUGUGUGUAAUAUUGUGCAUAUAUAUAUAUAUGUGUGUGUGUGUGUGUUUGUGUGCUGCACAGCCGCGAAAAAAACAAAAGGAUGACAGUGUUGUAGAAAUAUUCUUUUUAUUACAAAGCUUUUAUCAACUCACUCUGUAUGUCUGUCUGUCUGGUAAAAAGCGUGUAGACGUGAUUUCUCCCACACCCAUUCUUGGAUCAAGAUGAAAUGUCGCACAAUUAUUCAUUGACAUAGAGAAAACAUGAAUUGAUUUUAAAAAAGUAACUUAUUAGAAUUAAUUACUGGUAAUUUAUUAUUUUGUUUGAUAGCAACAAGGGGAUUAGCUAUUGAAACAUAUGGCUAAAUUUGUUGGGUUUAAUCCCCUUAAAUAGUUUUAUCGCUAUUUCUCCCUCAUGCAUUAUCAAGUUGAUACUUUAAAAAAAUUACUGGACCUAACAAAACAUGAAUCAAUUAACGAAAAUACUCAAUUAGUCAAUUAUUUAUUGGUAACUAAUUAUUUUGUUUGAUAUCGUAAUAAAGGAAAUAACUUCUACAUUAUGAGUCAAAGAAAUAGCUUCAGGGACACCCUCAAUGCUUCUCUGAAGGCGUUCAGCAUAGACCCAGCUACCUGGGAGACAGAGGCACUUGACAGAGCAUCAUGGCGUCGCGCUGUGAAAACUGGCGCACAGGUUGCUGAGGAAAAGAGAACAACGCUGGCAGAAGAAAAGCGCCAGAGAAGAAAAGCAAGGCCAAUGAUACUAGCUCUAGCCGGAAUAACCUGCCCAGAGUGCAGCCGAACAUUCCGGGCUCACAUAGGUCUCACCAGCCACAUGAGGAGGCAUAAUAUCCCAGUGCAGAGCCCUCAUUCCUCUGGAGGACAAAGUGGUCAUCAUCGAAUUACGAUGGACGAACUCUAUAUGUAAAUAUAGACAUAGUUUUAAGGACGCAUUGCUCCCCUUUAGAUUAGCUUUGCUGAUGUUUUUUUUAAAAGAUUUUUUUUUAUUUUGCUUGUUAUUUUGAAGUAACUCAAUUGCUAUAAGUCAAUGUUCUUUUCUAUAAAGUAUUUUGAUAUGUUCGUUUACAAAAGAGAAUUCCCAUUAAAAUAUUUUUUUAA
This is a messenger RNA of Biomphalaria glabrata, 3804 nucleotides long. RefSeq lists its product as uncharacterized. The record is from RefSeq and is a predicted model, not a curated record. NCBI's taxonomy places the organism in Eukaryota, Metazoa, Mollusca, Gastropoda, Planorbidae. The coding region runs from base 372 to 1778 and encodes 468 amino acids. The transcript has 3 exons.